This is a messenger RNA of Striga hermonthica, 1539 nucleotides long. NCBI's taxonomy places the organism in Eukaryota, Viridiplantae, Streptophyta, Magnoliopsida, Lamiales, Orobanchaceae. The record is from the annotation of a GenBank genome assembly.
AUGAGUUUCAGGGACGAAGCUGAAGAUGGGAGGGGAGAUCUGAGGAAGCCAUUUUUGCACACGGGGAGUUGGUACAGAAUGGGGUCGAGGCAGUCCAGCUUGAUGGGCUCCUCACAAGUUAUUAGGGAUAGCUCCAUCUCAGUCUUGGCCUGUGUCAUGAUUGUGGCUUUGGGUCCUGUCCAGUUUGGCUUCACCUGCGGCUACUCUUCACCAACUCAGUCUGCUCUUACAAAUGAUCUCCAGCUCACAGUCUCACAGUUCUCCAUAUUUGGUUCUUUGUCAAAUGUGGGAGCCAUGGUUGGUGCAAUAGCCAGUGGCCAGAUCGCCGAGUACAUUGGUCGAAAAGGGGUGAUGAGAUUAUUUUAUACUUUUGUAUUUCCGUGGUACAAUCUUAAAUUUUUUAUCCAAUUCUUUAACCUGCAGUCUCUAAUGAUCGCUGCGAUACCUAAUAUCAUCGGUUGGCUUGCAAUAUCAUUUGCCAGAGAUUUUUCGUUUCUUUACAUGGGAAGACUAUUGGAAGGAUUUGGUGUGGGUAUAAUAUCUUACACAGUGCCUGUAUACAUAGCUGAGAUAGCUCCUCAAAAUCUCAGAGGUGCUCUGGGCUCGGUGAACCAGCUCUCUGUAACCAUUGGGAUCAUGCUAUCAUAUCUGCUGGGACUAUUUGUUGGCUGGAGAAUUCUCGCAAUUCUAGGAACACUGCCUUGUCUGAUAUUGAUACCUGGCCUAUUUUUCAUCCCAGAAUCUCCUAGGUGGUUGGCUAAAAUGGGGAUGAUGGAUGAUUUUGAAGCCUCUCUACAAGUGCUACGUGGAUUUGACACUGACAUUUCCCUUGAAGUAAAUGAAAUCAAGAGGUCUGUAGCUUCAACAAGCAGAAGAACAGCAAUCCGGUUUGCUGAUCUCAAAAUGAGAAGAUAUUGGUUACCCCUUAUGAUAGGGAUCGGGUUACUUCUUUUCCAGCAGCUUGCGGGAACUAAUGGUGUUAUAUUCUACUCCACUACUAUAUUUGAAUCUGCUGGUGUCACAUCAGGCAAUGCCGCCACCUUCGGUGUCGGUGCUAUUCAGGUGAUUGCUACUGCAGUUUCGACAUGGUUGGUAGACAAAACUGGGCGCCGGAUUCUACUUCUUGUCUCUUCAGUAGGCAUGGGUGUCAGUCUUCUAGUAGUUUCAGUCUCAUUUUUCGUAAAGGACUUCGUGAGCAAGGAUUCUUCAUUUUACAACAUAUUGGGAAUCCUAUCAGUAGUUGGAGUUGUGUGCAUGAUUAUCUCAUUUUCGCUUGGAAUGGGGCCCAUUCCCUGGCUUAUAAUGUCUGAGAUUCUUCCUCCUAAGAUCAAAGGCCUAGCAGGAAGUGUGGCAACUUUGGCAAACUGGUCGGCCUCUUGGGUUAUUACUAUGACUGCACCUUUACUACUUGCUUGGAGCAGUGGAGGGACAUUUGCACUUUACACGAUCGUGUGUGUUUUCACGGUGGUCUUUGUGGCGAUUUGGGUACCCGAAACAAAAGGAAAGACAUUGGAGGAAAUCCAGCAAUCUUUCAGAUGA